Molecule: messenger RNA, 2731 nt
Organism: Thamnophis elegans (Western terrestrial garter snake)
Lineage: Eukaryota; Metazoa; Chordata; Lepidosauria; Squamata; Natricidae
Product: zinc finger protein 2-like
Exons: 5
Coding region: 375-2633 (752 amino acids)
Biological process (GO): regulation of transcription by RNA polymerase II
Cellular component (GO): nucleus
Molecular function (GO): DNA-binding transcription factor activity, RNA polymerase II-specific; RNA polymerase II cis-regulatory region sequence-specific DNA binding
Source: RefSeq, a predicted model, not a curated record
AGAAAUCCCCCCCCCCCAAAAGCUGCAACUGAAUUCCUCUUCCUGUCCUUCCUCCUGGAUGGCUGGUUUGAAAGGAGGUACCACCUUUCUGUUGUUGCUCCCCCCCCCACCUUUUUUUGGGGCAUUUUAUAUUGCAGAUUUGCAAAACUGCAACACAGCUGUGGAAGUGAGUGAGGGAAAAAGACGGUGGAGAAUUUGAGGGGAAAAGGCGAUCAGAGUGAAGAGAAGUCUACAGUUUCAGCCUAUCCGAAGUUUCUGAGAGGAACUGAGCUAAUGUAUCUUUAAGAAGAUCACACAUGAGGAUCGAUGUCAACAGUGGAGCUACAUAACAGCCCCAUUCUGCAAAGCUAAACAAGGGGAUUUAAAAAAAAAAAAUGGAGGAAGAAGACCAGGCAAGUUGCAGAGAACCUGAGAAGAGAUUGGAAGAGGUAGGAAGAGGCUGCGAUGCCACUUGUGUAGAGACCAGCGUGAAGUUUGUGGCUAAGGCAACACCAUCACUUCUGAAACAGAAGCGAGCAGACGGGUACCAACAGGGCUGGGAAGGCCAGUGGCCAAAUUUCUUGAGCUGCCCACCAUUUCCUUAUCCAAAAUGGAAGAAUCGAAUAUCAAUGCCUGGCAGUCAAGAACGCCCGUCCUCCUUAGAAGGAGUAGAGGAAGGGUAUCGGUGGCCUAGAAAAGAAUAUGCUACUCAAACUAGGACAGGCUUCUGUGAGAAGGCCCACAGGGCCUGUGCAAACUCGAACUUGCCUGUGAACCCGAAGGAGGAGAUGCUGGAGGACAUCCUUGAUUCGGAGAGGCAGCGCCAACGGUUCAGACGGUUCUGCUACCAGCAGGCUGAGGGCCCUCAAGAGGCCGCUAGCCAACUCUGGGAACUCUGCCACCAAUGGUUGAAACCAGAGGAACAUACCAAGGAGCAGAUCCUGGAGAUGCUGGUUCUGGAGCAGUUUGUGAGCAUCCUGCCUGUGGAGAUCCAGAGCUGGGUCCAGGAAAGCAGCCCUGAGACCUGUUCUGAGGCGGUGGCCCUGGCCGAGGACUUCUUAGUAAGACAAAGAGAGGGACGCCAGCCAAGCUCUCCAGAAAGAGACCAAGGACGCGAAAACUGCCAGUCUCCUUGGAAUAAUGUUAGUAUGCCAGAGUCUUUGGGAAACAUGCCUGCUAAAAGCCCCAUUUCAGAGAAGCUGUCUGAUGAUCCAAGAAAGGGGCAAGUAGCCAACAAUGGCAAGCCAAAGAGUGAUAAGGAAACCUUCUUGUUGGGGAACAACGACACAGAGGCAAAAGAAGAUGGAUUCCUUGAGGGGGAAACAUCUUUGGCCAAAGAGACAGUUUUCUCAUUCCAUGAUGAUAAGGAGACCGAGCCUGGAAAUCAGCCAGAACUACAGAGCUUUCAAAAAGACCAUCCUAAGAAGACGACCAAGCUUUGCAAAGAAGGUGAUGGACAUGUUGUCAAAGAAGACCGAAUCCAGAAUAAAAGCAAAAGAAAAUGCACAGAGUGCGGACAUCUCUGCGAAGUCAAUGACCUUCCUACCAAUCCGAAAAUGGAUCCGGAAGAAUUUUACAUCUGCCCCCAGUGUGGGAAAACCUUCAAGAACGGAGCGCCCCUAGCUUCCAGCCAGGGAACUGCAGCCAGGGCUAAACCCUAUCCAUGCUCAGAGUGCGGCAAGAGCUUUGGGACCAAGGCGGCCCUCCUGAAGCACAAAGCAACCCACACGGGGGAGAAGCCCUACAUGUGCUUCGAGUGCGGGAAGUGCUUCACGACCAGCUCCAACCUGAUCUACCACAACAUCGUCCACACGGGGGAGAAGCCCCACAAGUGCGCCGACUGCGGCAAAGGCUUCCACUGGAAGUCGUCCUUGAUUACCCACGAGAGGACACACACGGGGGAGAAGCCGUACGCGUGUCCCGAGUGCGGGAAGAGCUUUGGGAACAGCUCCCAGCUCCUGAGGCACAAGAGGGUGCACACGGGCGAGAAGCCGUAUCACUGCUCCGAGUGCGGCCGGAGCUUCAACCAGAUCGCCUCGCUCAUCGCGCACAAGCGGAUCCACACGGGGGAGAAGCCGUACGAGUGCUCGGAGUGCGGGAAGGGUUUCGGCACGCGGACCAACCUGAUGAUGCACCGGAGGGUCCAUACGGGAGAGAGGCCGUAUAAGUGCUCCUACUGUGGGCAGAGCUUCAGCCAGAGGACUCACCUCAUCAUCCACGAGAGGACUCACACGGGAGAAAAGCCCUACAGCUGCUCCGAGUGCGGGAAAAGCUUCAAUGCCAAAGCGCCCCUGAUCACCCACAAAAGGAUCCACACCGGGGAGAAUCUUUACCAGUGCUUCCAGUGCGGGAAAAGCUUCAGCACCAGCUCCAAUCUCCUGAACCACAACAUCAUCCACACGGGGGAAAAACCCCACAAAUGCUUGGACUGUGGCAAAUGCUUCAAUCGGAAAUCCUCCCUGAUUACUCACCAGAGGACCCACACCGGGGAGAAGCCCUAUGCCUGCUUCGAGUGCGGGAAGCGUUUCAUUUCGAGCUCGGAUCUCACCAAGCACAAGAAAGUUCACCGGGGGAAGUGGGCAGCCUGUCCUGCAACUUUAGGGUAUAGUCCAACAUUUGAAGAAUCCGGAGAUCCGGGACAACACCCUUGCUGAAAUUUGAUACUUGGUUGACCUUGAUCCUAUACAGGUAGUCCUUUACUUACAAUCGCGAUUGAGCCCAAAAUGUCUGUUGCUAAGCAGGACAAGUGAAU